Molecule: messenger RNA, 775 nt
Organism: Notothenia coriiceps (black rockcod)
Lineage: Eukaryota; Metazoa; Chordata; Actinopteri; Perciformes; Nototheniidae
Product: bifunctional ATP-dependent dihydroxyacetone kinase/FAD-AMP lyase (cyclizing)-like
Exons: 7
Biological process (GO): glycerol catabolic process
Cellular component (GO): cytosol
Molecular function (GO): glycerone kinase activity
Source: RefSeq, a predicted model, not a curated record
CCCAGACAGAAGCUGAUCAACUCUGUGGAUGUCUGUGUGGACGAGGCUCUGUGUGGGCUGGUGAGGGCCAGCGGGGGCCUCUCUCUGAUGGGGGGGGGCCACAGGGUGCUGCUGCGCUCAGACCUGAACAAUAUCAGGGGGAAAGUGGCUGUGCUGUCGGGAGGGGGGUCCGGACACGAGCCUGCACACGGGGGUUUUCUGGGUGUAGGCAUGCUCUCAGCAGCUGUAGCAGGGGGAGUGUUUGCUUCUCCUCCUCCUGCCAGCAUCCUGGCGGCCAUUCUGUGUUUGCACAACGCAGGUGCCUCAGGGGUCCUCCUCAUCGUGAAGAACUACACCGGCGACCGCCUCAACUUCGGAUUGGCUGCUGAGCAGGCCCGUAACCAUGGCGUUGACGUCGACAUGGUGAUAGUUGCCGACGACUGCGCCUUCAACCAACCCAGUAAGGCGGGAAGGAGAGGACUGUGUGGAACCAUCUUCAUACACAAGCUGGCGGGUGCUUUAGCAGAAGAAGGCUGCUCAUUGGUCCAGAUUGUUUCCAAGGUGACGGAGGUUUUGAAGGGGAUCGGGACUCUGGGGGUGAGUCUGUCUCCCUGCAGUGUCCCCGGCUGUCUCCCCUCUUUUGACCUGCCGCCGGGAGACAUGGAGAUUGGGUUGGGGAUCCACGGUGAGCCUGGAAUCAAGAGAUCAAAGGUGGCGUCUGCUGACGAGGUGGUGAAGACCAUGAUAGAUCACAUGACCAACAAUGACAGCCAAUCACAUCUGCCGCUCAAGUCAG